AGAGCUGAUGAGAAAAAAUAUUUAAAGUGACUUAUCAAAGGUGUUCGUUCAAUUGGAAUUAAAUAUUUUUAUCCUUUACCAUGCUUAUCAAAUAUUUGGGGGCACUUUUGGUGCUUUUAUGUGCAUCAGUCGAUUCUCAACUUCAAAGUAGAGUGAUAGAAUUAAGAACUGAUCAUUUUAAUCCACUUUCGACAUCAAGAUUUGAUGCACGAUAUCUUGAAAACAGUGAACAUUAUCAAUCUGGUGGACCAAUCUUUAUUUACAUUUCGGAUUCCGAAGAAGUUGACAGUCAAUUCAUAUUAAGUGGAGCUAUGUGGGAGAUAGCAAGAGAUGUUGGGGGUCAUUUAUUCGCAUUGGAACAUCGCUACUACGGGGAAAGUUUGCCAACUGAAGACACUUCAGUAGACAAUCUUAGAUGGUUGACAAUCCAUCAGUCAUUAGCUGAUAUCGCUCAAUUUGUUGCUUUUGUUCGUGCAAAUUAUGAAGGGGCAAUAAAUUCCCGAGUGAUCUUGUGGGGACGAGGAUAUGGUGGUGCUUUAGCUACAUGGGCGAGACAAAAAUAUCCGAAUGCGGUUGAUGGUGUUUGGGCUUCAAGUGCUCGAAUUAAUGCUAUAACAGAAUUCCCAGAAUUCAUGAGCAAUACUUUCCAUACAAUCAAUUCAAUUGGAGGCCCGGAAUGUGGCGAUGUUCUUCAUGAAGCUUUUCGUUUUAUUGAAAAUGCAGUGAGACUUAGAGAUACGGAAUUUAUUGAGCAAAGAUUAAAUCUUUGUUCACCAAUUAACGUAGAUCUAGAAGAAGAUGUUGCAUCAUUAAUGUAUAAAAUCGCUGAAGACAUCGGUUAUGUAUUUGUAACAAAUGCAAGAUAUCCAGAAAUUGAUGAGAAAUGUUUCAUAAUACGCGGAGUUGAUGCACCUGAAAAUCCAGCAGAAAAUGCUUUUGAAGCAUUUGCUAGAUGGUACGUUGACGACUUCCGAAAUUCCUUAGGUGAUGAAUGUUUGGACAGAGAAGAAUCAUUUUUAGAAAACAUUGAGUGGAAUACAAAUGCAACUCGCACUGGACGAAGACAAUCUUUGUGGAUGCUUUGCACACAAUUGGGUGGUUUUGCAGUUGCGAAUGAAGGCGAAAAUCAUCCGUUUGGAUGGAGAUUUGAUAUCAACUUUUUCAGACAACGUUGUGGACAAAUUUUCAAUCAAGAACUCUUUACACAAAGCUUUAUGGAGCAAUCAAUUGCUGAUACAAACACGCUUUAUGGUGGACUUCGACCUGCAGUUUAUCGAGUAUUUUUCACUCAUGGAGAAAUGGAUCCCCAACGAAAUUUAGGCCCAAAUGAAGAUUUAAACGCAAACUCACCGGCAGUUGUGAUGUCACUUCAAUCAUUUGGACGUGAUUUUGGUUCACCUGAUGAAACUGAUUAUGUUGUUUUGCAACAAACAAAAGCUAGAGCACGAGAACUUAUUAUGCAAUGGCUUGUUGAUGCAGCAGAAGAGAUUCCUACUGAACCACCAUCUGAAACCACAACUGUUGGAGGCCCUGAACCAGCUGAAUAACUUUUAUUUGUAAAUAAACUGUUUGAGUUUUAAAUGCUAUAUGAAAAUAAAAAAAAAUUAUUACGGAAACAUCAAAGCU
Messenger RNA from Clunio marinus, 1626 nucleotides. The record is from the annotation of a GenBank genome assembly. NCBI's taxonomy places the organism in Eukaryota, Metazoa, Arthropoda, Insecta, Diptera, Chironomidae.